CUGCAGAUUGUCGUUUUAUCUUGUUCUGCAGAGAAGGAAGAAGAAGAAAGGAUCAAUUUCCUCAAAUCUCAGGAUGUUUUGCACAAGUUUAACCCAAAGUUCUGCUAUGGCAGAUAUGCUGCUCGAUGCCAAGGAGGCAGUGCUGAUGCCUAGUGAUUCUCUACCAGAAGGUUCAGUCCAGAUCAGGGGUUAUGACUUCAAUUCUGGGGUCAACUAUGAUGCCUUGCUGCAGAGCUUUCUGACAACUGGCUUUCAGGCCUCAAGCUAUGGUCAGGCUGUACAAGAGAUCAACAAUAUGAUCAAGGCCAAACUGUCUGACCCUGGUGGAUGCACCAUCUUCUUGGGAUAUACAUCUAACCUGAUCAGCUCUGGAAUCCGUGAAAUUAUCAGAUACCUUGUUGAACAUAAAAUGGUGGAUAUCAUUGUCACAACGGCUGGGGGAGUGGAAGAAGAUAUUAUCAAGUGUCUGGCACCCACCUACCUGGGAGACUUCACCCUGAAAGGGUCAGAUCUAAGGCCACGUGGAAUUAACAGGAUUGGAAAUCUGCUAGUCCCCAAUAAUAAUUAUUGUUUAUUUGAAGACUGGAUCAUCCCAAUACUGAAUCAAAUGGUGGAGGAGCAAGAUACAGAGGGCAUUAAUUGGACCCCAUCUAAGAUGAUUGCUCGUCUUGGGAAGGAGAUCAAUAACCCAGAUUCUGUGUGUUACUGGGCUCAGAAGAAUGAUAUACCUAUAUUCAGCCCUGCUCUCACUGAUGGAUCCCUUGGUGAUAUGUUAUAUUUUCAUUCAUAUAAGAAACCUGGUUUGAAGUUGGACAUCAUAGAAGAUAUCCGCAAGCUAAAUGGUCAGGCUGUGUUUGCUAAAAAAACAGGAAUAAUUAUCCUGGGUGGGGGACUGAUCAAACACCACAUCGCUAAUGCCAACCUCAUGAGGAAUGGUGCUGACUAUGCAGUUUACGUGAAUACUGCUCAGGAGUUUGAUGGUUCUGAUUCUGGUGCUAGACCGGAUGAAGCCGUGUCUUGGGGCAAGAUCCGCAUGGAGGCCAAGCCUGUGAAGGUCUAUGCAGAUGCAUCUCUUGUAUUUCCACUCCUUGUCGCUCAAACAUUUGCUAAGAAACAGACAGAAUUUUCUAGUAAGAAGCAAGAGUAAUGGAGUGAGGCCCAGGAGAAACCAGCAGAACCUCACUUAACCUACCCCAUAUGAUGUCAGUAUAUUGCAUGUUUCUCAUCUCGCACUGGCUAUAUCUAUGCUGCCCUAUGAUCGGUCUAUGGACGUUCAGCAAUGCUCUGCAGAACCUACUACAGAAGAUCUAUAGAAAUAAGCAACACAUGAAAAGGACAUUCUAAUGUAUGCAUUAUAUACUGUCAUUCAUUAGAGCAGGUCAAUUCUGCAUUACUGGUCAUAGCUAGCUAUGGGGUUGAUCAGUUUUUUUUAAAAGGACAUGAAUUCCAAAUUUUCUCUUUCAUAAUUUAGAUACAGCAUUCAAUUACCAGCUAGCUCCCAGUAGUGCAUUGCUGCUCCUGAGCCUACCUAGGUAUGAUAUUUAACAAAUGAUAGCAAAAGAACAAAGCAAAUAAGCUAAUAGAAGUAAAUUGAAAAGUUGUUUAAAAUUACAUGUUAUGUGCCACUUUAAAGGGACAGUCUACACCAAAAUUUUUAUUGUUUUAAAAAGAUAGAUUAUCCCUUUAUUACCCAUUCACCAGUUUUGCAUAACCAACACAGUUAUAUUAAUAUUUGUUUUACCUCUCUGAUAAACUUGUAUCUAAACCUCUGCAGACUGCCUCCUUAGCUCAGUGCUUUUGACAGACAUGCAGGUUAGCCAAUCAGUGCAGACUCAUAAAUAACUGCACGUGAGUGAGCACAAUGUUAUCUAUAUGACACACAUGAAGUAAUACUGUCAAACUGUGAAAAACUUUCAAAAUGCUCUAAGCUAAGAGGCGGUUUUCAACGAUUUAGAAAUCUGUUUGAGCCUACCUAGGUUUUGGUUUUUCAAAAAUACCAUCAAGGGAACAAAGCAAAUUUAAUGAUAAAAGUCAAUUAGAAAGUUGUUUAAAAUUUCAUGUCCUAUCUGAAUCAUGAAAGUUUAAUUUUGGCUACACUGUCCCUUUAACCCCAUUUUAGGGGUUUAAAGGGGCAUCCCAGUCAAAAUUUAAAUGCACAUAGAUGAAUCACAUAUUUGAAUAGAAUCAUAUUUGCAAUAUACAUGUAUUGUCUCUAGUAAAAGUUAUCACUGCUUAAGUAUUAAAAUGUUUCUGUGCAUGUGACGCAUAGCUAGAUAUUCUCAGUGCACCAGUAUUUUAAAUCCUGCAGCUGCUCAGAGCACCAGUGGGGCUUGUUUCCCGUCAGCAGUUAACAAAUUGGGUCAUUACCAGAUGGUACUAGCACCGUAGGCUUCUUGUGCAAGUUGUGUAUGUAAAGUGCUAGUGCACAGUGCACACUUAAAUACACUUUUGAAACAGCUAUAGCUUUUAUUAGAAUCACUUUUGCCAAUAUAUUUAUAUUAGAAAAAUACUUCUAUUCAAAACUGAAACGCAUGCAUGUGGAUUCCAAUUUUGGCUGGAAUAUCCCUUUAACACAGAAACGGUGACAAUAGUGCAAAAAUUGCAUGCUUUAAUGAAUUAGAUCAUGCAAUGUUAGCACUAGAAUGCUCCUUUACACACACAGGUAAAGCCCUGCAUGGGGAAGAUGCAAGCAUUGUAGCGCUCAGUGCUGCUACUGACUGUCUCACCACUGUUUUCUGCUCAGAAACUGCAGAGUUUGCAGGGGUUAAACACACAGGAUCAAUAAUGCAAACACUAUAAUACAGCCCUGCAUAAUAAAUACAUUCCCCAUUUCAUUAGUCUGCUGUUGCUAUAUAUAUAUAUCACAUUUUUUUUUUAAAUAUAAUUAUUUAAGUUGACAUUUUAAAAGGGGCAUAAAGAGCAAUUUUUUUUUUAAGGAUUCAGAUAGAACAUACAAUUUUACUGGAAAGAAGUAUAUCAAUCAGAUUCCCAUACACUCAUCAAAACCCAAGGAAGAAAGUGGGGGGUGCCAGGUUAUAUUAAAAUAAUCAUACAUGUGAAAGAAGAGAACAAAUAUUCCCAUAGGCACUCACUUAAUAGACUGAGGGUGUGUAAGGAGCCAAACAUAAAACUUAACUUUAAUUAAACUAAUUAUAAAAAGGUGGACUGUAUCUACAAGAUACUAUGAGAUAAAAAAUAUUAACAUAUAUCACUUAACCUGGAGAAAGAUACAGUAUGUAUCUAAAGUUCAAAAAUGAGUUACUAGCGGCCGUAUAGAUACAGUAUAAGGACAUGUUACAGGAUAAAGAGGCCCUUUGUGAAGUAUUUAGCGACUAAAAAAACUUUAGAUACAUACUGUAUCUUUCUCCAGGUUAACAGAAAUGGAAAUAUUUUUUUCCUUUUUAAUAUAUUUUUUAUCAUAGUAUCUUCAUUCCACCUUUUUUUAUAAUUAGUUUAAUAAAAGUUAAGUUUUAUGUUUUGGCCCUUACACUCCCUUCUAUUAAGUGAGUGCCUAUGGGAAUAUUUUUUCUUUUCUUUCAAACACAAUUUUAAUCAACUUUCCAAUUUACUUCUAUUAUCAUUGUUUUCUGGUUAUCCUUUGUUGAAAAGCAGGAAGGUAAGUUCAGGAGUGUGCACGUGUAUGCACCACUAUAUGGCAGUAGUUUUUCAACAAAGUUAUAGACACUAGAUGGCAGCACUAUUUCCUGUCAUGUAGUGCUUCAGGCAUGUGAACACUACCUAUCUAGAUAUCUCUUCAACAAAGCAUAACAAGAAAACAAUGCAAAUUUGAUAAUAGAAGUAAAUUGGAAACUUUUUUUAAAAUUGUAUUCUCUGUCUGAAUAAAGAUAGAAAAACUUGGGUUUCCUGUCUCUUUAAAGGAAGCCAGAUAUCAAUAAAUAUUUAUACUCCGAAAAGAGGGGGAAAAAUGUUGGGGGAAUUAUGAAAAUCUGUGAUUUUAUAAAACUUUAUUUUUUCUAAAUAGUUAUGUGUUAGAGUUGUAGACAUAUUUGUAUGACAAAUUAGGAGGAAUUGUUAUAUACACAUAUAAUGCCUUGUUCAUUUGCAUGUAAAUAAUAAAAUAAUAUUGCUCCAGGAUAA
This is a messenger RNA of Bombina bombina (fire-bellied toad), 4098 nucleotides long. It is a transcript of the gene DHPS, whose product is annotated as deoxyhypusine synthase. Gene Ontology annotation, cellular component: cytoplasm. Gene Ontology annotation, biological process: peptidyl-hypusine biosynthetic process. NCBI's taxonomy places the organism in Eukaryota, Metazoa, Chordata, Amphibia, Anura, Bombinatoridae. Bases 74 to 1147 code for a protein of 357 amino acids. The transcript has 10 exons. The record is from RefSeq and is a predicted model, not a curated record. Gene Ontology annotation, molecular function: deoxyhypusine synthase activity.